Messenger RNA from Cuscuta europaea, 1408 nucleotides. The record is from the annotation of a GenBank genome assembly. NCBI's taxonomy places the organism in Eukaryota, Viridiplantae, Streptophyta, Magnoliopsida, Solanales, Convolvulaceae.
GCUCUAACUACCCUCUCAGCUAGUUUCACCUCUCUCUAUGUAUGUAUUAAAUCCGGCCUCUACUCUCCAUCUUCCUCCCGAAUUCAAUUCCUACAAGAAAAAAUUACAUACUAGACUAGAAAAAAAGUGAGAAUAAAUAAAAGAAAGUUGAGUAUCUUGAAAAUGGCAGCGGGUCUAAGGUUGGUGAUUUCUGGGAUUCUUUUGACGUUUUUGGUAAUUAACAAUGGCGGCGUAAUGGGUGAAGAUGGAAAUGGUAGGAAAGCUUUGGUUCCAGCGAUGUUCGUGUUUGGCGACUCUUUGAUCGAUAAUGGCAACAACAAUAAUCUGCCUUCUUUCGCAAAGGCUAACUACUUCCCAUAUGGGAUUGAUUUUGAUGCUGGUCCGACCGGCCGGUUCUGUAAUGGUUUUACCAUGGUGGAUGAGAUCGCUCAAUUACUUGGAUUGCCAUUGAUUCCGCCGUACUCGGAAGUUUCCGGCAAUAGAGAUCGGAUGCGCUUCGGAGUAAAUUAUGCCUCUGCUGCCGCCGGUAUACUUGACAUCACCGGUAGAAAUUUUGUGGGACGGAUUCCAUUCAACGAGCAAAUACGGAACUUCGAGAGCACGCUGGAUGUAAUGACAGGCAGCCUUGGAGCCGCGGACAUGGCACAAGCCCUGUCCCAAUGCAUUUUCUUCAUCGGAAUGGGCAGCAACGACUACCUCAACAAUUACCUCCUCCCCAACUACCCCACCAAGAACCAGUUCAACCCCCAACAAUACGCUGAUCUCUUGACCCAGCAGUACUCCCAGCAGCUCACGAGGUUAUACAAUCUCGGAGCGCGAAAAUUCGUGAUCGCGGGACUAGGAGUGAUGGGAUGCAUCCCGAGCAUCCUUGCCCAGAGUGAGACAGGACAAUGCUCGGAACCCGUGAACCAGCUCGUUCUUCCCUUCAUCGCCAACGUGAAGGCAAUGCUCAACGGCCUCAACACAAACCUGCCCGGUUCGAGAUUCAUUUACAUCGACAUUCGAAACUUGUUCCAGGAUCUGCUGAGGAACUACCAGCGCUACGGGUUCAGCGUCGUAAACAGCGGGUGCUGCGGGAUCGGGAGGAACAGUGGGCAGAUCACAUGUUUGCCAUACCAGACGCCGUGUGCUCACAGGGAUCAGUAUGUGUUCUGGGAUGCAUUUCACCCCACCGCAGCAGUCAACAUCUUGUUCGCCAACAGGGCUUUCAGUGGCGGAACUGAUGCUGUUUACCCCAUUAACAUUCAGCAACUUACCACCCUUAGCUUUGAGCUACCCUAAGCUGCCUGCUUAUUACAUGUAGUAUCCAGUCCACGCCAGGCCAUGCCACAACUUUUUAAUACACCUUUAAUUUGCCACCUAGCUGAUGUGUGAAGUCGAUCUCAUUCAACUCUUAUAGUAGUUCUCA